AUGUGUCAGAAGCAUCACCCAGGACUUGUGUUCCUUUCUGAGACGAAGAACAGGAGGCUGAUGUUGCAAAACAUUCAGACCGACUUAGGUUUUGACCAUUUGUUUACUGUUGAGCCACUUGGACUCAGCGGAGGACACACUGAGAAAGAAGGAGGGAGACAACGUCCGGAUAGUUCGUUUCUGCCUUUUAAGCAGAUGCUGAAUGAUUGUGGGAUGCUAGAGUUCCCUUUCACUGGGAACAUGCUCUCCUGGGUGGGGAAGCGAGCAGGAGGACAAACUGUGCGAUGUCGCCUCGAUAGGGCAGUAGGAAAUGCAGACUGGCAUGAGAAGUUUCCCCACUCGAAUGUGAAAUAUAUGAGGCUAUGGGGAUCGGAUCAUCGUCCGAUUCUUGCAAACAUACUCAUUAAACCGAUGAGGAGAUCAAGAAAUUUCAAAUUUGAUAAAAGAUGGUUGGAUAAUGAGGAGCUAAGGCAAGUUAUUCUUGAGGGAUGGAAAUCUCCUGAUCUCCCUCCCAGUGCGACUAUUAUGGAACAUAUUUCGAGCUGCAGGAAAGCCUUAAGCGAGUGGAGAAGACAACAUAAUGUUAAUUCGGCGAAAUUAGUGGAGGAGUUGAAAGAAAAAGUGGAGGGUCUAUAUGCAGAUGACAACGCCACAACUGCGGAAAUUGCAGCAGCUUUGAAAGAACUCUCUGAUGCUCUUAAGGCGGAAGAACUGUUCUGGAAACAGAAAAGUCGAGUGUUUUGGCUGCGAGAAGGUGACAGGAAUACUAAAUUUUUCCACGCCCUAACAAAGCAAAGAAGAGGGAGGAACAAGAUAACGCAGCUUCUAGACGCGAAUGGAAAUAUAGUUGAGGAUGACGAAGGACUGGUAGCCAUUGCUACCAGCUAUUUUAGACAGAUUUUUGAGUCUUCAAUCCCGGAGGAGAUCGAAGAGGCUCUAGCACAAGUCCCUACGACUAUUACCGGGGAGAUGAAUGAUAACCUUACAGGACCGGUCUCCGAAUGGGAGGUCAAAUUAGCUCUUUUUGCUAUGCACCCAGAAAAGGCCCCAGGACCAGAUGGUUUGACUGCACUUUUCUACCAGAAAUUUUGGGAUAUUGUAAAGGACGAUUUAACUCUUAUGGUUAAUGAAUUUCUUUUUGAGGGGACAGUGGCGAAUGGACUGAAUGACACGAAUAUAUGUCUCAUCCCAAAGACAACGAAGCCGAAUGAGAUGACUCAAUUUAGACCAAUCAGCUUGUGCAAUGUCAGUUACAAGAUAAUCUCUAAGGUCUUAUGCCAGAGAUUAAAAAAAGUGCUACCAGGCUUGAUUUCAGAAACUCAGUCUGCUUUUGUUGCUGGAAGGCAGAUUUCAGAUAACAUUAUGAUUGCACAAGAAAUGUUCCACGCUCUGCGAACUAAACCAAGUGGUCGUAGCAAGAGGAUGGCCAUUAAGACAGACAUGAGUAAAGCAUAUGAUAGGAUGGAAUGGUCGUUUAUUGAAGCUGUUAUGCGUAAGAUGGGCUUCUCGGAAACCUGGAUUAUCUGGAUAAUGCGUUGCAUUACGUCGGUGAAAUACAAGCGGAUUAACGCAACGAUUAGACAAGAGAUUAAAGAUUCACUUGGAAUACAAAAUGAAGGAGGAAUGGGAACCUACUUAGGUAUCCCGGAAGACAUAAGUGGUUCAAAAUGUAGACUUUUUGCUUUUCUCAAGGAGAAGUUGAUGCACAGAGUGAAUGGAUGGACAGGAAGAUGGCUGUCGAAAGGAGGGAAGGAAGUGUUGAUUAAGUCAAUUCUACUAUCUCUUCCGACCUACGUUAUGUCUACUUUCCUGCUCCCAUUGGAGAUAUGUGAAAAUUUAGCAAGUGCUAUCGCUAAAUUCUGGUGGAGUUCAAAUCCGCCAAAAAGAGGGAUACACUGGGCGAAAUGGGAAAAGGUCUGCCGAUCAAGAGAAGAGGGAGGAAUUGGGUUUCGGUUGAUCCACGAAUUCAAUUUGGCUCUACUGGCAAAGCAGCUAUGGAGGCUAGUUCAAUUCCCAGACUCUCUGGUAGCCCGGGUCUUGAGGGGAAGAUACUAUAGAUUGAGUUCUCCACUAAGAGUAGAAUCUGCCAACAGUCCAUCAUAUGUGUGGACUAGUAUCUCUGCUGCAAGGAAGCUGUUACUACUGGGAAUACGACAUAAAGUACAUUCAGGUUAUGGAGUUAAGGUGUGGGAGGAUCCGUGGAUUCCAACGACGCCGGCGAGACCAGCGGUCCCUGUAGCGCCAGUUAUGCACCCUAAUAUGCGUGUUAGUGAUUUCGUUAAUCAGGUUACAAAGGAGUGGGAUGUUCAUCUACUGGAACAAUAUGUCAAUCUUGAUGACAUACCGCUCAUAAGGAGUCUGGCCAUAAGCUCGACUCAUCGUCGUGAUACUUUCUGCUGGAACUACACGAAGAAUGGCCAAUACACGGUAAAAUCUGGAUACUGGGUGGCUCAGAAUCUCUUAAAGACAGUGGAGGAACAUGAAAUUCUGGAGCCGGGCAUCACUAAGCUCCAAGCCUUUGCUUGGAAGCUAAAGGCGCCGCAAAAAAUAUGCCAUCUUAUAUGGCAAUUGGUAACGGGUCAUGUAGCAGUAACAAGGAACCUAGCAAGGCGCAAUAUGAGGUGUGAUAACUAUUGCCCUAGGUGUGGUGAGCCAGAAGAAUCUGUAACCCAUGCCAUAUUCGAAUGUCCGCCAGCGCUGCAAGUUUGGUCCUUAUCAUCGACUCCUACAUGUCCAGAUAUUUUUCCGGUAUCAAGCGUGUAUACAAAUAUGGAUUAUCUAUUCUGGAGGAAGAACAGUAUUAUCGCGCCAGAAUUAGAUAGAGAUCCUUAUCCCUGGAUUAUCUGGUAUAUCUGGAAGGCUAGGAAUGAAAAACUAUUCAGGGGGAUUGAUAGAGAUCCUUUGGAGAUAGUUCGACAUGCAGAAAGCGAAUGUCAUGCCUGGUUUGAUGCGAACGAUGUGGUGCAAACAGUGGCACAAGAGAGUGAUAAUAUGGAUCUUGGACAUCAUCAGCUCGCUUUAGCGGAUGUGGCUGGGCUUGGAUGGACAGUAGGGGAAGCACGCAACUUAUGGGGACAAAGAAUAUCUGUCGACGAGAAUCAGCUUUGCACUCGGAGGUAG
Brassica napus (rape) is the source of this 3120-nucleotide messenger RNA. RefSeq lists its product as uncharacterized. The transcript has 4 exons. Bases 1 to 3120 code for a protein of 1039 amino acids. NCBI's taxonomy places the organism in Eukaryota, Viridiplantae, Streptophyta, Magnoliopsida, Brassicales, Brassicaceae. The record is from RefSeq and is a predicted model, not a curated record.